Molecule: messenger RNA, 1830 nt
Organism: Yamadazyma jaroonii
Lineage: Eukaryota; Fungi; Ascomycota; Pichiomycetes; Serinales; Debaryomycetaceae
Source: the annotation of a GenBank genome assembly
AUGGAUAGUUUUACAAGUGGUAGACUGGAACUACGGAAUGAUGAAAUUCACCCAACGAGGUCUCAUAGAUCGAGAUCAACUUCACGAUCUUCAAAUAAGAGAUCAAGAUCUUCAACUACUGGAUCUUUCAUAAACUUCCUAUCUGAUCGAAGGAAACAUGAUACAAAAGUAUUUUCUAUUUACAAAUUAUUGAUGUUAGAAUUGAAUUUACCUAAUCCUAAUAAAUCAUCAUCUCCACCAAAUGAUAUAAAUCAAGAAUCUUUUGAUCAAAUCUUCAGUUUAGUGAAAAUUCCAAUAGUUUUAGAGAAAUUUAUGGCUUUAGGUUUACUUAUAUGUUUGAAUUCUUUCCUAACAUUGUUCACUUUGGUACCUAUAAGAAUCAUAGUUAUCUCGUUCAUGACAAUUAAGUCUUAUUUAAAGAAACCAGAUUUUGAUCUGAAGAAAUGGUUGUUUGCAAGAAGAGAUUCUUUAACUGUGGCAUUGAUAAUAACUUCACUUAUAAUAUUAUCUUUACCAACAUUAGACAUCUCCAAGAUGUAUCAUGAUGUUAGAGGACAAGCUCAAAUCAAAUUAUAUGUAAUGUUUGGAGUUUUAGAAGUUGCUGAUAAGCUUUGUUCUUCAAUAGGUCAAGAUAUUUUAACUAUAACUUAUGAUUUAGUAUCAUGUAAAUUUAAUCAAGCCAAUAUCAUCAAAUUCCUUAUUUUCUUCAUUUUAUCCAUUAUUUAUUUAUCAUUACAUGGAUUUGUACUUAUAUAUCAAACAGUAUCAUUGAAUGUUGCUGCUAAUUCUUAUUCCAAUGCAUUAUUAACAUUAUUAUUCUCCAAUCAAUUCAGUGAAUUGAGAAGUUCAGUAUUUAAGAAAUUCGAAAGAGAAGGUUUAUUCCAAUUAACUAUGGCUGAUUUAACUGAAAGAUAUCAAUUGAGUUUAAUGCUUAGUAUGAUAGCUUUAAGAAACAUGUUACAAUUGAAUAGUAUAAAUGAGAGUUUAAUUCCAAAUAGUUGGCAAAGUUGGAAUAAAUGGUUUGGGGCUUUAUUUGGUCCUAGUAUUGUAGUUUUAGGUAGUGAAAUCAUUGUUGAUUGGUUAAAACAUUGUUAUAUCACCAAAUUCAAUAAAAUAAGACCAAGAAUUUAUAAGAAAUUCAUUUACGUGUUGGCUUUAGAUUACCUUGAAGUAUUUAAAGCUACUUCCCUUAAUUCUAAUUUAGAAUAUGAAUUGAGUGAUUAUUUAACUUUAACUAAAAGAAUAGGUUUACCCUUAUUAGCUACAACUGUUUGUUUCUUAAGAAUGUCAUUGAAUGAUAUUAUAACAGUGUUCACUGUAUCUUCAACUUCCAGAUUAUUUUCCUUUAUUGGAAGUUUUGUAUUAUUAAUUAUCUCCUUUGUUAUAUUAUUACUUUCCAGAUUGAUUUUAGGGUUAUUAUUAUUAAGGUUAACUAGCAGUAUCAAACAAAAGCAUGAAAUGGCUCAUGAAAUCUCCAUUAUUGAUGAAACUGAAGAAAAGAAAGUCGAUGAUUCAAUCAUUGAAACUCCCUCCAAGACUUUUAUCGAAACUCCUUCGAAAUCUCGAGAACCGGUUUCAGCACCUCCUUCUCCAAGGUCCCCCCUUUCACCAAGAUCUCCCGUAGAUAUAAGUUUCUUACCGGGAAUUCCAAGUACGGAAAUGUCUAAUAUUGAACCUAUACGAUCAAGAUUAUAUGAUAAAGACGAAAACGUACCACCUAAUUCAGUUGAAAAGAGAAAUAAGGAUUUCUCUGAAAAAUAUAAACCCAGUACUGAUGAAGGUUUGAAUAACGUAUCAAGAUAUGAGAUGUCAUCUAAAAGAAUUUGGUAA